Trifolium pratense (red clover) is the source of this 2123-nucleotide messenger RNA. RefSeq names its product F-box protein At5g07670-like. Gene Ontology annotation, cellular component: SCF ubiquitin ligase complex. The transcript is spliced from 2 exons. Gene Ontology annotation, molecular function: protein binding. NCBI's taxonomy places the organism in Eukaryota, Viridiplantae, Streptophyta, Magnoliopsida, Fabales, Fabaceae. Gene Ontology annotation, biological process: SCF-dependent proteasomal ubiquitin-dependent protein catabolic process. Bases 176 to 1609 code for a protein of 477 amino acids. The record is from RefSeq and is a predicted model, not a curated record.
ACACAAAUCCAUCUAAGAGUAUUAUCACACGCACACAUACAAAUCAAAAUCAAUCUUAAAUCCUUUGAUAAAGAAAUGCAGAAAAAAUCAUAACACAAACACUUCCAAAGAUUACUCUGUUUCAGUGAACUUUCUUACAAAUAUACAAACAAACUAGUACUAAUGCUUCUAAACGAUGUCGUUUCAACCAUUCCACAAAAACACCAAUAAAAACCCUAAUUUCACUUCUCCGCCAUUGAAGAACACCUUGCUCAACUCCAAAGCUACUCAAUCCUUCAAUCAUAUGGUCCUCGCCAUGCAACUUCACUCCCUCACUGACCCCAAUUCCAAAACCCUAAUCCCCAAUUUUGACCUAACACUUCCCCUCUCUGAUGAAAUUCUCCUCAAAAUCCUCUCUAAACUUCCCAAUUCACAAACCAAAUCCAAUUCACUUGUUUCCAAACGCUGGUUGAAUCUUCAAGGAAGAUUAAUUCGUUCGUUAAAAAUCUUUGAUUUGAACUUCGUUUUAUCAGGUAGGUUAAUUCAUAGAUUCCCUAAUCUCACACAUGUUGAUUUGGUUCCUUCAACUUUCGUCGUUUAUCCUCAAAACGGCGCCGUUUUAAUCACUCACCGUGUUGUUUCAAUGAGAGUUGAUAAAGAGUGGUGUUUCGGUUUUACAGAGGAAGAAAAAAAAUUGUUACCAGUUGAAGCAAUUGAUAAGGGACUCAAAGAAGUAGCAAAAGGGUGUCCGAAUUUACGGAAGUUGAAGGUAACAGGUGGGAGUGAAGAGGGUUUGGUUACUAUUGGGGAAGAGUGUGUUACAUUGAUGGAAUUGGAGUUGCAGAAAUGUAAUGAUGAUGUUUUGCGCGGUGUUGCGGCGUGUAGGAAUUUACAAGUGGUGAAGUUGAUUGGGUGUGUUGAUGGGUUUUAUGAAUCGGUGGUUUCGGAUAUUGGGUUGACUAUUUUAGCACAAGGGUGUAAGAGGUUAGUGAAAUUGGAGCUUGUUGGUUGUGAAGGUAGUUUCGAUGGGAUUAAAGCGAUUGGGUCGUGUUGUUUGAUGUUGGAAGAAUUGGUUUUUGUUGAUCAUAGGAUGGAUGAUGGAUGGUUAGCUGGUGUUUCAUUUUGUGAAAAUUUGAAGACUUUAAGGUUUGUGUCUUGUAAGGUGAUUGAUGGUAAUCCUGGAUUGGAAGAACAUUUAGGGUUUUGUGUUGCACUUGAAGAGUUGCAUUUUCAGAAAUGUCAGUUAAGAGAUAAGAAUGCAAUGGGAGCUGUUUUUUCGGUUUGUAGGGCUGCUAAGGAGGUUGUUCUUCAUGACUGUUGGGGGUUGGAUGAUGGCGUUUUCGGUUUAGCUGUUGUUUGCAGGCGGGUAAAACUGUUUGACAUAGAAGCAUGCUCAUUACUUACAACGGAAUGUUUAGAGUCAGUAAUUGAAUCAUGGAAGGAUCUUGAGUGCCUUAGAGUCGUCAAUUGUAAAAAUAUAAAGGAUAGUGAUAUCUCUCCUGCACUCGCUAACUUAUUUACCAUUCUCAAAGAGUUGAAAUGGCGGCCAGAUACAAAACAUCUUCUGUCAUCAAGUCUUGGGGAGGUAAACAUGGGGAAAAGAGGCGGUAAGUUUUUCAGGUGGACAUGAUGCUUGAACUAGCUAUAUACUUGCAGAGUCUAUAAACAGAUACUUAAUAACACAGUGAUACUUGUACCAUUAUGUAAUCAUGUAGUUAGUUUACUUUAGAUGGUUAAUUAGAUAUCGAAAGUGGAAGCUUACUGGAAAUGAAUUUGAAGCAGUGAGCAGUCACUUGAUACUGAUAUUGACCAUUGAUGACGACCAGAUGGUUGAAAUUCAGAGUGUUGUAUUUGACUGAGACACAAUGUGAGUCAUCCGAUCUUUGACUGUAGUGUGUCCGACAAGAUUAAUACGUUAUAUCCUUUGACUAAAGAUGUAAUCUGAUAUGAUUUUAGGUUAUAUCCUUCACUUAGAGAUGUAAUUAUGUUUACUAGCAUAAUCCAGUUCACUCUAUGUAACUUUUACUCCAGCAUUUUUUAUUGUUCUUUGUUGUCUUCCAUUUGAAUAAGGGACUUAAUAAGAGAUGUAAUUAUGUGUAUGUAAGAAUAACCCAUUUCACUAUGCUAUCUUUUGUUUUGCAUCA